AUGCACAAGCGACCAUCAGAGAUCGCGAUAGUAGUCGUGGUACUCUCGCCACCUGAACCGGGCACUCGUCGUGAUCGUCGCACCGUUCGAGUCGGUUGUCCGUCGCCCGAUGUCUGCCGUCCGAUUCCGAAGCGGACGUUGUCCACCCCGCCGCAUCUGUCGUUGCCCUGCUGGGUGUCGCAGGCGAAUGAUCCGGUGGCGACAAUCGUCACCGAAGUGCCGCACGAGUCGUGA
Messenger RNA from Peronospora matthiolae, 234 nucleotides. The record is from the annotation of a GenBank genome assembly. NCBI's taxonomy places the organism in Eukaryota, Oomycota, Peronosporomycetes, Peronosporales, Peronosporaceae.